Molecule: messenger RNA, 467 nt
Organism: Mycena citricolor
Lineage: Eukaryota; Fungi; Basidiomycota; Agaricomycetes; Agaricales; Mycenaceae
Source: the annotation of a GenBank genome assembly
CCUCAAGUGCCCUCAAGGCCAUAGCCAUGCCCCGUCGAUCUACACGUUUGCGGGUCGUUCAACAGAGAGACCUCGCGGGAACUUCAGACUCAAGCAACGAGGACGAUGAUUUCACUGAAACAGAAGAGGAAGAAGAGGUGGUCCCACCACCGAGGAAGAAGCGGCGCCCAACCACGAAGUCUGUGACGCGAAAAGACACCCAGGAGCGCAUUAUCUCAGAGAAAUGGAAGAAAGUACGAGGGAGACGGGGUCUUCUCAGCUCUCUGAAAGAGUUUCCUCUGGACGUGUUGUUCGAAAUUUUCGAACAACUGCAGCCUGAAGAUCUAUUAAACUUAUCUCGCACUACCAAGAGCUUUCGAGAGAAUCUCUAUCCCGGGUUGAAGGUGCGUUUGUACAGGUUGAGACUUGAUGUACCACCCAAAAGUAUCGACCUCAGGUCUUCCUCCCGUUCCUGCCGAUCUUACUGA